UUAGCCAUGCGAUUCCAGCACAUGCCGUGGCACGAGGUGCAACAGGCAGACAGCCACCAUCCACUUGGCUAACCGGAUGGGCGAACGGUGCGCGGAAGAGAUCGGCAUUAGAGAUCGCGUGAAAAGUUCAAUCGAACAGGUUUGCCGGUCGUAAGAGCCUCCGUCGUAGUGUCACAGACUUAUCGUCCACACUGUCCACACUCGAUCCACAGAUUAGGGUAUAUAUCGGAUGCCAAUCGGAUGCAACGUUUCGACGAGUAGCGAUCGAGAGUUAAAAAAAGAGAAGGUGUAAAACGUGGAUUUGAUUCGAUUUGUUAGAGUGCAUGUCGUCUUCCUCCUCGUCUUUUCCGUCGAUUCCUGCGGAAAAUUUGGCUUCUCUUUCACUCUCUAUCUCUCUCUCUCUCUGUCCGUCUGUCUCUGAAGCAGGCGUUCGGUACUCGUUCCUGGUAUAUGAUACGAUUUCGAGGGGGAUCGAGGAAAGGGAAGUGGAGGAAGUUGUGUGCCAAGCAAGUGCGGAAAAAUCGGGGUGAGAACGUGUGAACUUGAGAGACGUUCGUGAGACGUGACGUGAGAAAGGGUCGUGUUUUCUUCUUUCGGGGAAACGACCGACGAGGGGCUCCCGUCCAGAGGAUUUAAGGCAACGUUAUGAGACGAGGCUGACGAAUCGGCGAACGUAUCACGGUUAAUACGUUAACACGAUGACUGUCGGGAAGAGUAUCCAUUUAUUGCUCGUCAUCCUUUCUUCCAUGUCCGUCGUUUCACGCUCUUACGUGCCCGAAGCCACAGGUAGGAGAUUAUUCGGCGGAUAUAGAAUAGUACCGAAAGCGUGUCAACCCACAAUACCAUCCCGGGUCAAGUCAAACGAGCCAGCUAUAUGCAUGUUCAAUUAUGAAUGCUCGCGACGAAAUGGACAAGUGGUCGGCGCUUGUAUGGACGGUUUCCUUUUCGGCGCGUGCUGCCAACUGCCGUUGAAAACUUUGACCGGCACCAACGUCGAAAACGUUCCGAGCAACGAUGAAAUAUUCAACGUGCACGAAAUCGAUCACGUCCCGGAUAUUCCCAUCUUGUUGAAUUCGGACGGGACGCCGGUCGGGAUGACGGUGUCCCAGGACAACACCGUCAAGAUGGAUAUUAUCGAUCAUCACGCGUCCACCCAAGUGAACAAGAACCAAGGAAUCACGUACACCAAAAUUUCCACGUUCGACGCCCCCCCUUCGACCACGACCAAGUCGAUAUCCGGGAACGGGCAGAUCCAAGACAGCGUUGAAAACUCGGAGAAGCCACAAUUACCCGUACAACCAGACGUAACCCAUCUGGAGGAAGAUUUUCCGGCUCUGCUUGGCCAGCAGAACAUAUUGGACGAUCUUGCUCUCCCGGGAUUGUUGACCCAUUCGAAUAACAACAUACAGAAUCGUCCGAGCAAUCCUGUCAUUAAUCCGGUCACCACUUUGCUAAGCCCGGAUCAGAUACUUCAGAUAGCCGAUCCGGUUGACCAACUUCCGGCCCUGUUCUCCCAAGGAUUGGGCCAGAACAACCACACCUCGCCCGACACGAUAUUAUUGAACGAGAAUGGGACUAUGUUGAACGAGACCAACAAUCCCGAUGAUUUCUCGUUCAAACCCAACGUCGAGUCGACCGUCGAUCAGAAGAAAGUGACUGAAACUUCGAGCACCGCCACCACUCAGAGGCCGAAAGUGACCGAAAGUGUGUCGUACACGGAAAUUAAGAGGCCUGUGCACGACGACACCACUCAUCGCGUCAGCACAUCGACGACGACACAGUGGAUUAAAUUCCCCGAUCAAUCCUCGCCUUCGAUGCACGUCUCAUCUUCCGCGGAAGAUGAAACGUUAGGCGCGUCGUCGAAAUUGCCCAUCACUCAAUUGUACGCCAACACGCAGAGGCUCACGACCUCUUCCCUCCCCCAAGAGACGGCGAUCGAUAACUUCGAAAAGAUCAGCACGUUGGAAGAAAGGGUAUCGACCAAGGACGUGGAGGCUGAUGAAUCGAUCAACAAAGUAACCACCACGCCGAUGACGACCAUUCCAAGCGACAAAAAGAACGAAUUGAUUAGAGUGCCGACCAUCACUUACGACGCGCCCUCCGGAAACAAAAAGGACGAUAUGAUAGAUAAGGAGGAAAUAGCGAUCAAUCACAUAAUAUCAAUCUUGAACGACACGAAGCCGGGAACGGGAACGACGAUUCAAACGCCGAAUUCGUCCAUUAAUAAGUGGGUGAGCAUCGACGAAACUUCGAAACCUUCGUUGGUCCGAAUCUCCACGAAACCACCCUUCGUUUCUCAACCACCGACCACUGCCGAAUCAUUCCCCUACACCUUCUACAAACCGGGACAACAAUCGUCCAAUUAUUACAGCUACGAAACUAUACCCACGGAUACGACUCACGCUUCGUAUUAUUCAACCUCGAACGCGCAUUCCUCGAGACCGUCCACUCAAUCAAUUUUCACCAGCCCCCCGACUUCCGAUUAUUCCGCCAAAGUGACUACGACGAAUCCGCCUGCACCGACCGUCAUCGUGCUGGGCCCACUAGGCACGGAAUUCACCACGGAGACGACUCAGAAAACGGUGACGAGGAGACCGACGGUAGGUGAAAGUGUCGGGUCCACCGUGAUCUUCAAGCCUACGAUCGAGUCGACCAGGCCGAGCCCGCUCACCACGAAAAAGCCAAGUGUCUCCACGACCAUAACUCACAACGUCAGCACGGUUAUCUCGAACGUGGCUACGAACAACGUGGUCUCGACCAGUUUCUUCAGCGUCAACGUGAAAGACGGCACCACUUCCGAGCCAGUGGUGGACAGUAGCUACGACACGAAAUCCACAACCUCUCAGACCGAGAUAAACUCGGAGAGGUUGUCGACGAAAAGACCCACGAUUUGGACCACCUUCUCCACGUGGUCCGAGAAACCGAGUUUCCACCUGAAACCGUCCACUCCUUCCAACAUAAUUUUCACCGAGGAGAACGUUGGACAGCCCGUUCAUACGAUAGUGUUCAAAGAUCCUGCCGUUUCAACCGAGAUAUAUCCGAAAUCGACCACCACCUCUGUGCCGCCACAUUGCGACGAAGAGACAGCCGCACCCGACGACCUGAUCAAUUUCCCUCCGGUUCGAAAUCCGAAUCUCAAUAUUUCGACUCCGAUCUCGCAACAGGAGAAACCAACCAUCGUCGAGACCUUCAAUAACACGGGUUAUCCAGACAUCGAGAUAUUAAGCGAGAACGACAUUCCAACGCCAACCUUCAUCGAGGACGACGUGCUCACCAACAAAGUGGACACGUUCGUCAACAAGAUCAUGCAAUCGUUGCAAGACAAUUUCCAGGAUCUCAAGGAUAUCGUGUACAAUCGAGCCAACGCGACGUCGGCCCCAACGUCCACCAAGAGGCCUGUCAUAUCCACCACGAGGAAACCGUUGCGAAAGCCAACUACGACCGUCAAACCUUCGUACGUCACGACCAAGAAACCGGCGACCACGAAGAGGCCGUCCAUCAAUCGGCCGACUACUUUGAAACCUUUCGCAUCAUCCGAGAAACCAGUUCGCCCUUCGAAACCGACCACCCUGAAACCAAAACCGAACACGGUGCCUGGCGCGACCACGAGGAAACCCCAGAUUACGACGAAACGUCCGAGACCGACCAAGAGGCCUACUACGACGUUGGCGACAAGCACGGAAGGGACAAUUAUCGAGGAGGAGACCAGUACUUCCGCCGCCAUCGAAACCACCACCAGUCCCCAGAUCACCUCGUCCAAUGAUUUUCGUUCUCAAUGCGGCAUAAGACCUUUGGUCAAAUCUGGGAGAAUCGUCGGUGGUAAAGCGGCGACGUUCGGCGAAUGGCCGUGGCAAGUUUUGGUUCGAGAGGCAACUUGGUUGGGUCUCUUUACCAAAAAUAAAUGCGGCGGUGUUCUUAUCACAGACAAAUACGUCAUCACUGCUGCCCACUGUCAACCAGGAUUUUUGGCAACGUUGGUCGCCGUUUUCGGAGAGUUCGAUCUAUCCGGUGAAUUGGAAGCAAAGCGAAGCAUGACGAGGAACGUUCGUCGAGUAAUCGUGAACAGGGGUUACAAUCCAACUACGUUCGAGAGCGACUUGGCACUUUUGGAGCUGGAAUCACCGAUACAAUUUGACGUUCACAUAAUCCCAAUUUGUAUGCCCAAUGAUGGUAUAGAUUUCACUGGUAGAAUGGCUACCGUGACUGGCUGGGGACGAUUGAAAUACAACGGUGGUGUACCCUCUGUUCUACAAGAAGUUCAAGUGCCUAUAAUUAAGAAUUCCGUGUGUCAAGAAAUGUUCCAGACAGCUGGACAUUCUAAAUUAAUUCUCGACAGCUUCCUCUGUGCGGGUUAUGCAAAUGGACAAAAAGAUUCUUGCGAGGGUGACAGUGGUGGUCCAUUGGUAAUGCAACGACCAGACGGAAGAUGGUUCUUGGUGGGCACCGUAUCGCACGGAAUAACAUGUGCCGCACCUUAUCUUCCAGGUGUAUACAUGAGAACGACUUACUUCAAACCUUGGCUACAAAGUAUCACUGGGGUCUGAAAGACAGAGAAUAGUGUGUUUCCUGGACAAGGUGACAGGCACUGAUGAUUACGUGCCAAUUGUAUAAAUGUACAAAGGAAGAAUUAAUUUAUUUCCUUCGGAAUAGAUUGAAGAAUAUCGUCCAAUUGACCAAAAGGACAUGAAUACGAACAUGGAUACGUUUCGUAUACUUAAUUUCCAAUUUUGGAAAUAAUUUUUCUUUUCAUCUGAUUAUCGUUUUUCUUCUCCUUUUUUUUUUUUUUUUUAACAAGUAGAUACUUGUUAGAAUGGAUAAAUUAUUUUCUUGUAUCUCGAUUGUUUAAAUUUUGAAAAUAUUAUAUUACAAUCGAGAUAUUUUAUAAUUAACGGUAUACGAAAAUUCACCACCGUGUAUUUAUGUGCAUCCAAUAUUGAACGUAUUGCGUGUUCCAUGUAUUGUAUAUACGUGAGUACGUGUUACACGUGCUAUAUGUAUACAGUUUACGAAGUGUGAGCCUUAUUUAUUUCGUUGUUAGCUGUUAUUUAUUAAACUCAUUUUUAUACGA
Messenger RNA from Apis mellifera (honey bee), 5068 nucleotides. It is a transcript of the gene flz, whose product is annotated as proteoglycan 4. The transcript has 8 exons. Gene Ontology annotation, biological process: proteolysis. Gene Ontology annotation, molecular function: serine-type endopeptidase activity. The coding region runs from base 699 to 4544 and encodes 1281 amino acids. Lineage: Eukaryota; Metazoa; Arthropoda; Insecta; Hymenoptera; Apidae. The record is from RefSeq and is a predicted model, not a curated record.